Naegleria gruberi is the source of this 855-nucleotide messenger RNA. RefSeq lists its product as uncharacterized. The record is from RefSeq and is a predicted model, not a curated record. The transcript has a single exon. Lineage: Eukaryota; Heterolobosea; Eutetramitea; Acrasida; Naegleriidae. Bases 1 to 855 code for a protein of 284 amino acids.
AUGCGUGCGUAUGGGACUUUGAGGAAGCAGCAAGUGAGUCAUCACGUUUCAGAAGAUUCAGAAGAUUCAGAUGAUUUAUUGGAAAGGAGGGAGAUGAUUUUAUAUGUUCGGAAGAAACAUUUUAGACGAAACAAUAACUCAAAAAUCAAUUUAUCAGCAAUAGUACCGAAUUUAUUUAUCAUCUUGAUUGGAGUAAUUGCUCUAUAUCUCCCAUAUCAUUAUUUUAAUAUUGUAAAUUCCGAUUCGAAUAAUAAUUUUGUGAAUAAUUGUGAAAGCUCUGUAAUUGCAACACAAUCUACAACUACUGAAGAUAAUUUGAAAGUGGAAAAUGCUAAUUUGGAUAUCAGAAAAUCAGAAUUUGUAAAAGAUACUGAUAAACUAGUACUAGUCACUAGAAUUAUUGGAAACCAAGAAUCUCUUCCAGAAAGUUUCCUUAAUUUCCUAAAUAAGAAAUCCAAAGAGUAUAAUCUUAAUUUGCUAUUCAUUUCUAAUGAAAAUUUACUACAGGAAAACACAAAGAAAAUUCAUCAUUUACUAAUUCCAAAAAGAAUUGCAACCAAUCGCCUCAAUGAAGACAUUCUUCAAUCAGAUAUUUCACAUUUUUUAGUUCAAUAUGAAAUCUCAACCUAUUCGAUAGUACUGUUAUCUGUCAAGUAUGAAUUGGAGUUGGAAUCAAUGCAAUUUUCAAUGAAGGAUUUCAAGGAAAGUUUCAAACCUCCCAUGACUUGUAUUUUUCAAGUUACUCAGAGCUAUUUCAAUAGAGAUGAUUUUGGAGUUCAAUUUACAAACUCAAAUAAUAUCAGAAGUGAAUUGAAUCAAAUUGAGCAGACCUUUAAAACAAAAGAAAUAACAUAG